GAUAAACAAAAAAAAGGAAGGGAAAGAGUUUUAAAAAAAAAACAGAAUCUGAAAGCGAACGAUCAUGGAUACGAGACAAGCUAUUCCUCAACAAGUUAGAGAUGGUCGUCGCGCUCUUGGAGACAUCGGAAACACACAAGUUACUAACAAAAAGCAGAUCAAUGUGGUGGAGAAAGCUUCAGUACUUGAUGGUGCUAAUCCCAAGAAACCAGAACCUCUAAAGGCGGUUCAAAAGAAAGCUAAUAAACCUAUUGAAGUGAUUGUGAUCAGUCCAGAUACUAACGAGGUUGCAAAAACUAAAAAUGAUAAAAACGAUGAUGCGCUUAAGAAGAAAGUUACAUACUCCUCUGUUCUUACUGCACGUAGCAAGGCAGCUGCUUCCAAGACUCUUGAUAUUGACUAUGUCGACAAAGACAAUGAUCUUGCUGCUGUGGAGUAUGUUGAGGACAUGUACACUUUCUACAGAGAAGUUGAGAAUGAGAGCAAGCCUCAGAUGUAUAUGCAAACACAGCCUGAGUUUAGUGAGGAGAUGAGAUCAAUUCUCAUAGACUGGCUUGUAGAAGUUCAUAGCAAGUUUGAUCUCUCCCCUGAGACGCUUUACCUAACCGUCAACAUAACUGAUCGUUUCCUGUCUCUGAAAACUGUUCCGAGAAGAGAACUACAGCUUCUAGGUGUUACUGCUUUGCUCAUAGCUUCCAAAUACGAAGAGAUCUGGCCUCCUAAGGUCAAUGACUUGGUAUAUUUCACAGACAACAUAUACAACGACAAGCAGGUUCUAGUGAUGGAGAAAAGCAUUUUGGGAAAUUUGGAAUGGUACUUGACAGUUCCAACGCAGUACGUGUUCCUUGCAAGGUUCAUCAAAGCGGGGAACCCUGACCCGGAGAUGGAGAACAUGGUUCACUUCUUAGCUGAGUUGGGUAUGAUGCAUUACGACAGCUUAAAGUUCAGCUCUUCUUUGUUGGCUGCUUCAGCAGUUUUCACUGCGAGAUGCUUCUUGAACAAGACACCUGCUUGGACUGAUACUCUGAAGUUCCACACCGGCUACUCUUCACAUCAGCUCAUGAAAUGCUCAGAGCUAUUAGAUUUAAAUCACUUGAGAGUUGGGAUGGGCAAGUUACGAGGUGUAUUGAAGAAGUACUCGAAACCUGAACGAUGUGAUGUUGCUUUAGUUUCACAAGCCAUGUCACCUUUGUCUGUGCUCUUUGAAGAGGCCUUGAAAGAAUUAGGAAUAUCUCCUUAAAGGAUCUUCUUGUGUAAAAUGUUGGAAACAAGUAUUAAUGCUUUCUAUGUAAUUAGUGGUUUUUGUCUGUGCCUAUUCAAGC
This is a messenger RNA of Eruca vesicaria subsp. sativa (arugula), 1322 nucleotides long. The record is from the annotation of a GenBank genome assembly. Lineage: Eukaryota; Viridiplantae; Streptophyta; Magnoliopsida; Brassicales; Brassicaceae.